This is a messenger RNA of Brettanomyces nanus, 2175 nucleotides long. It is a transcript of the gene MCM5, whose product is annotated as minichromosome maintenance protein 5. The record is from RefSeq and is a predicted model, not a curated record. Gene Ontology annotation, molecular function: single-stranded DNA binding; single-stranded DNA helicase activity; ATP binding. The coding region runs from base 1 to 2175 and encodes 724 amino acids. Gene Ontology annotation, biological process: DNA replication; DNA replication initiation; double-strand break repair via break-induced replication. The transcript has a single exon. NCBI's taxonomy places the organism in Eukaryota, Fungi, Ascomycota, Pichiomycetes, Pichiales, Pichiaceae. Gene Ontology annotation, cellular component: MCM complex; nucleus.
AUGUCCUUUGAAAGAGCUGAUACCUUUAGUACUUCUGUGCUUCCGGGUGAGCCAGCCACUGAAGACCAAUUCAGUGAAGUCAUUAAGGCUUUCAAAAGCUUUAUAUUGGAAUUUAGAAUUAACAAUAGGUUUCUUUACCGUGAUCAGCUACGUGAGAAUAUUCUUCUUCAUCAGUAUCAACUUACGGUCAACAGUGAACAUCUUAUAAGCUAUAAUGAUGAGCUUAACAAAAAGUUGACGGACGAACCAGCAGAGAUGAUUCCUCUUUUUGAACAGGCAAUAACAGAUAUUGCCAAAAGAAUUGCUUAUAUUUCAAGUGAUGAGGUUCCGUCUAGCUUUCCAAUUUGCCAGUUGAUUCUCUUAUCUAAUGAUAUGAAGAUCAGUAUUAGGGACUUAGAUUCUGAGCAUAUCUCCAAGAUAGUGAAAAUUUCGGGCAUUAUCAUAUCUGCCUCUACUCUACGGUCUAAAUCCACCGAGGUGACCAUAAUGUGUCGUAAUUGUAGGCAUACAAUGAAAUUGAAAAUUCCUACAAGUUUUGGGGUGCCACAAAUUCCGAAUAGGUGCCAGGCCCCACCUCAACCAAACGGUGCCAAGAGCGAAUGUCCUCCCGAACCGUACAUUAUCGUUCAUGAUAAAUCGACCUUCAUUGAUCAGCAAUCCCUUAAACUACAGGAAACAACAGAUAUGGUGCCUGUCGGUGAAAUGCCUAGGCAUAUUAUACUUAGUGUCGACAGAUAUCUCUGUAACAGAGUUGUUCCAGGUGUUCGCUGUGACAUUGUGGGCAUAUAUUCUAUUUACCAGGCACGUGUUCGUAACUCUUCCACUACAAACAAUGCUGCAAUUCGUAAUCCUUACAUGAAAGUUUUGGGCAUUCAGACAGAAGCUGAUGCUGUUACUGGCGGGGGAUUUGAUGGCGUAUUUUCGGAAGAGGAAGAGGAGGAGUUUUUGGCCAUGUCUAGACUGCCCGACUUAUAUGAGAGGUUUGCUAGGUCCAUUGCGCCUUCUAUUUAUGGCAAUCUAGACAUCAAAAAGGCCAUCACAUGUCUUCUAUUUGGUGGUUCUAAGAAAAUCUUACCAGAUAGUAUGAGACUACGUGGUGACAUCAAUGCGCUUCUUCUCGGUGAUCCAGGUACGGCCAAAUCUCAGCUUUUGAAGUUUGUAGAGAAGGUGGCUCCUAUUGCUAUUUAUACAUCCGGUAAAGGUUCUUCUGCGGCAGGUUUGACUGCAUCUGUACAAAGGGAUCCGAACACUAGAGACUUCUACUUAGAGGGGGGUGCCAUGGUGUUAGCAGAUGGUGGUGUGGUUUGUAUUGAUGAGUUUGAUAAGAUGAGAGAAGAAGAUAGAGUGGCAAUCCACGAGGCUAUGGAGCAACAAACAAUUUCUAUUGCUAAAGCCGGAAUUACAACUGUUUUGAACUCUCGAACUUCUGUGCUUGCUGCUGCAAACCCUGUAUUUGGUAGGUAUGACGACAUGAGGUCUGCUGGUGAGAAUAUUGAUUUCCAGACUACUAUCUUAUCUCGUUUUGAUAUGAUAUUCAUUGUUAAAGAUCAGCACAAUGCACAGAGAGAUCUGUCCAUCGCCAAGCAUGUCAUGAAUGUUCAUACCAAUGGAGGAUCGGCUGAAGAACAGGUUGAAGGAGAAAUCCCUAUUGAAAAGAUGAAGCGAUACAUUCAAUACUGUCGUGCUAAAUGUGCACCAAGACUUUCGGAUGAUUCUGCCGAGAUGCUUUCGUCUCACUUUGUGGGCCUUCGUAAGGAAGUCAAAGAAAAGGAAGCGUACUCUUCUGAGCGGUCUUCCAUUCCAAUCACCGUCAGACAGUUGGAAGCUAUUGUUCGUAUUUCAGAGUCUCUAGCUAAGAUAGAACUCUCGCCUGUUGCAGCAGAACGUCAUGUAGAAGAAGCAAUUAGAUUGUUCAAUGCGUCGACGAUGCAGGCCAUCAACAACGGGAACGCUGAUAAUGCCGAAUUAACUGGCCAGAUUACUAGAAUUGAAGAUGAGGUUAAGAGAAGACUACCUAUCGGCUGGUCUACAUCUUACAGCACCUUGAGAAGGCAGUUUGUUGAUAAAGGAAACUAUUCACAGGCGGCACUGGAAAAGGCGUUGACAAUUUUAGAAAGAAAGGAGAGCAUUCAAUUCAGACAUCAGAGAAUGAGUGUAUUCAGGUGCGGUGUCUAA